Molecule: messenger RNA, 5065 nt
Organism: Numida meleagris (helmeted guineafowl)
Lineage: Eukaryota; Metazoa; Chordata; Aves; Galliformes; Numididae
Exons: 11
Coding region: 2111-3475 (454 amino acids)
Source: RefSeq, a predicted model, not a curated record
CUCGGGGGGACAGGACAGAAGAUGCACGAGCUGUAAGAAAGAGAUGGAGAUGGAUCUUCUGACCUCACCUAGAAUUUACAUUGCUUUCAGAAUGGAAAUAGGAACCCCUCCAAGAAUUGGAGCCGUGUGGGCGCUUCUCCCUGCCUUGUCCUGACCACCAAGAGCUGCAUUUCUGACGGGGCCACUUCUGGGGCACAGCCUGGCUCCUGGGGACGAGGUGCCCUGCUCCCUGAGGGAACGGGAUCGGGAUGGGCAGCACCACGCUGGGGCGGGAGCGGCUGCAGCCGGCAGAAACCUCCCAGGAAGGAGGAGAAGCGGCAGCAGGGGCAGAGAGGAGCGGCCAGAGAGGAGACGUGAGCCUGGAGCCAGCCCAGCCUCGGCACUGCCCUCCAGAGCAGAGCGUCAGCCGUCCAGCUCCUCGCGAGCAAUAACCUGACUCGGAAUUAGUAUUUUUUUCAUACAGCAAUUUUGAGACUUUUCUCCUCGACGGAUGCUGCUGCACCACCCCGUGGAGCUGCUGGGGAUGCUCCUGGCAGGUAAAUGGGGGUUUGAUGCCACCCAGUGGGCUCCAGUCCGAAUCCUCACUUGGGGCACACCAGCACAGGUGUAAGCUGUUGUGCAAUUAUGCAUAGGGAUCGCUGGUCUAUACAGGUGAGGCUUUUUAAAAUGGGGCUAAAUGCUCUUCUUGAGCAGGGAAGAGUGUUUCUGUUUUGCUGUCCAAAGGCAGAGGAAAUAGAGGGAGCCCAGGAGCAUGGCACUGAGGCUGAAAGUUUUCUGCAGGUAGGUUUAUACUGAGGUCAAUAUAUGUGGCAACACAACAUUUAUUGCAGCCAUGGGAAUAAUCUCACUGUGAUCUUUACAUGUGGACUGGCUGGCUUGAAGAACAAACAUACAAAGGUUUUCAGGCUGAGCUUCUAAAAUGGGGAAAAAAACCACCUGCUAAGGUAUAUGCAGUUGUCCAGGUGUCAUAGUGUUAGUGAGUGCUGAGCACCAACAGGAUGAGCUCAGGAUACUAAUGUUGUAAAAAGAUGUUUGUCAUGAAGUAUUUUCUCUUAUUUCAUGUUAAUGAUACCAUGUGAAGAGUGCCCUUCUAGAGUAAGGGGACUUUCUGUUAUAAACUCAUUUAUUCUCCUUGCACACAACUCUCAGAUGAUGAAGGCACAAAAUAAAACCUGAUGGCUGUUUGUAUAGGUUACCACCAUGAGAACUGGAAAAACCAUCAGCUGGGUUCGUUUUGUUUGCCUUGUUACGGCUGAUUUCUAUCCUGUGCUGCAAAAUCGCUAAGGGAAAUAGCAAGCUUGCUCGGGAAGGAUGGAUUUCAGGAGGGUUUGCAGUGUGAAUGCACAGCGACAGCCUUUGUCGGGGCAGGAACUGAGACAUGGCAGAGGGAGAAGAGGAAGCGCAGCCUGCACUGCCUGCUGGGUCUCUGCUGCUGCUCCCCACCUCUGCCAGGGUGCUCGGGGUCAGCCUGGCCGUCCUGCUGAGGGGAAGAAGACCUCGAACACAAAUCCUGGAGCCUCCAUCAGCAGAGGCACAGGUGUGUUUGCUGUGCUAGGAGUGCAAUUCAUUGGGUUUGUGCCUGGCUAAUAAGUAUCCUUUCUUUCAUGACUGUUACUGUUUCUAGGUAAACAAAUGCCAUGCCUCUCAUUUCCUCUGCCCAAGGUGCCUCCUUCCUCUAAACUAUUUACCCUCAUCUUCUUUAUUUGUUUGUUUCUGAGGGCUCCAUUUUACAAGCCAUGAUUUUAGCAGUUAUUUCUGCCUGGCUUUCCCUGAAAACUUCUUAUUCUGUUUGGUCUGGGAGAUGCGACCCCUUAAAGUCUUCAGAGCCUCAUGAAAAACGCAUAAAUUGCCAUGCAUUUUGGAAAAGCAGCUCUUUCCCUCUCAGGUGGGAGUGAAUAGAUGCUUUCAGCUUCCAUCUAGAUCAGGAAUUGGGAUGGAGGUGCUUGAUAAGUGCCUUGUGAGCACAGCCUGGUAGGAAAGGCCAUCCUAAGACAUAAAACUUGAGUAGAAGAGGUCUCAGCCCUGCAGCCUUUCUCAGAGCAUCCAAUAUAAGCUCCAGAUAGGAUAACACACUGCCUAAUGGCAAUGGUUUGUGAGACAAGAUGACCAGAUGCCACCUGUGUGUCCUUGGCACAGGCUGCUGGUGCCUUUGAAACAGGCUGUGGAAGUGGAGAGAGCCCUGCAGAGAAGAGUGGCCAUGGUGGGUUCCUCAGUGCUGCUUGCGGGGCCGCUGAACAUCACACUCAUCCGCUCCAUACAGUGGGAGCACCUCAAUGGCACUGCUUCCUGCACCAUCCUGCAGUAUGAGAGGCACAACCUGACCGUCCACGUGCCCUACAUUGCACGAGCCCGUCUGCAUGCAUCCAAUGGAUCCCUCCUCCUGGAGGACCUCCAGGAAAGUGACAGUGGCAUCUACAGAGUGACUGUCAACCGGGCUGAAAGGGAGAGCUUGACAGUUUUGCUGGAUGUCCUCAAGCCCGUGUCUCACCCCCAGCUCCGGAGCAGUGGCCUGGUGGCCAAGGCCAGCGGUGAGGUACUGUGUGAGGUGGCGGAGGGCAGGGCAGACACGUUCACCUGGAAGAAGGAUGGGCAGAUGCUUCCCCCAGACAGAAGUUACCACCUCUCCGGCAGCCUCAGUGUUUUGCACCUGAGGACAGCAAUGAAGUCGGACUGUGGCUCCUACUCCUGCAAUGCCAGCAAUGGGAUAAGCUGGCAGGAGGCCUCCCUGAACGUCACUGUUGCAGGUCUCUCCCCUGCCUUGCAGGAUGUGCUGAGGAUUUCAGUGGUCGCUGUGGUCUUUGCUGCUGUCUCAGGAUGGGGCAUAAUUUUUCCCGUCUGCCAGUCUGAAAAGCUAAGAAUAAGGGGAGAGCUGUGGAGGUGGCUCAGUGCCUACACCUGCGGGCUAGUGUGCAUCUCCUCCAUCCUGGCUGGCACCGCCGGGCUCCUCUGGAUGCGAGAAGAAGGCCCAUCCAUUGCUGUCAUACUGCCUGAGAUUGUCCUUUUGUAUGUGAUCGUGAUCACCUUCCUAGUGGCCUCUACUGUGACAUUCCAGCCGACAAAGCUCAUCCAGCUCAAAAGCACAACAGAUCUCAUCACCCACGUGCCAAUUCACGCUGGCAGCCCCUGCCCACCUGUGGGAGCACACGUUGACGUUUCUUUCUUGCCCUUCCCGUGGCCAGCACAGCGCACGAUGGGCUACGCUGCUCCUGGAGGGGUGCUCUUGGUGGUGGUGACGAGCAGCUUCCACAUGAAGAACAUCCACCAACGCCAUGAAGAAGGCUGCACGGCAUUUGUGGAUGUCACCACCCUUGUGGUCAGCACGGCCGCAGUGCUGGCCCUGCCACUCCUCGCCAUCUUCCUCUGCUAUCACACAACACAGGGAUGGCUGCAGGAACAUGACUCCAGUUGUGCAGACAAGGAAAGGUCCUUUGAGAUGUCCCUGCCCAUCAGCAAGGAUCCUGGCUUCACCUCCUAGACGUAGGGGACGUUUCCUGCGUGGCUGACUCAACGUGUUAGUGGCUCUCAGUUUCAUAGGCAUCUUGGAGUCUGGUUUUAAAACUAGUUACAAGCAUCUCCCUCACUAGUUUAUGGCAUUAAGGAGGCUGUGUGUGUUUCUGAGUGUGUGUAGGUAAGCAACCAUCCCCACCCCCGCUGUUUCCUGCUGCCACAUGAGGCCAUACUUUAGUGCUUUCUCUCUACGUGCAGAUGACUUCAGGGUGCUUUGCAAGGCAGGUUCAGGCUCUUCUCCCCCUUAUCCACAGCUCUGUGUGCUCCCUGAGCACCCCCUGCAGACCUUUGCAAAUGAGAUGGCAUCUCCUAAGGACUGCCUUUCUCCUCACCCAGCAGCAUCCAUGCCUGCAGCAACCUUCAUGUACUUUAAAACUAUUUGCUUAAAUGCAAAUCGCUCUGAAGGAGCACUGCAGGUGUCACUGGCUGUUGACAAGGGCUCCUUUGUUCCCUGCUGGGUUUUUCUGCACAGAGGGGAAAAUAAGGGAUGUUUUGGGGUGUGGUGUGCAGGCCAAGAUGUGAGCGUUGCCUGCACAGAGGAUUUCCUGCCCCCACUGCAGCAUGGGGGAGGGGAGGUCUGGCUCCAGGCAACCAACAGUAAUCUGGAUGCUCUUUGACUUCAUUUUCCUGCUUCUCCUCUUUGUUACUCCUGCCUGAAAUUCAGGCAUCUCAUCUAGCUCUCACUUUACCCCCCCACACCCAUUGGUUUCCUCUUGCAUUGACUUCAGCAGGGGCUGUAUUUCAGAGCUCAGCAAGUUUAAGCAGUGUUAAACAGGGAGUGCACAGAGGUUGUUACAGCCUUCAGCAGCACUUCAAUGAACAAAGCAAAGAGCGCAUGGACCUAGCUCCUGUCUAAUUGGCUUUUAGGCAAGAUGCUCCCAUCCCAUCAGGAUCCCAAUUUGAUAUUCAGCUUUUUGCCAGUACCAGACAGCAUUCUCUGCUGGACCAGAUUGCUGCUGUUUUAGGGGUGAGGGUUAAGAAUUCACUCAUUUUUUCAGCUUUUUAAAGUCUCUCCUUCAGUUCACUCCAUGCAGCAGCAGCUGAGUGCUUGCAGUUCUGCAGGUGGGAUCCUCAGGGCUGGCCCAAGGGGAAGCAAACACAAAUCGAACCCAUGAUGAGACUUUGCUGCCCUUUGUAAGGGAAAUACCCUGCAACCAAUCAAUGCCACUGGAAACUCUGAUUAGUUAAGGACUGCAGUACCCCUCUCUGAGGGGGGUUUGUCUUAUCUGCCUGUGUUUCUCUUAUCUGCCCACCUUCUGUCACACUUUUAUGUUGCCUGGUACCUGUGGGUACAUGAAAUUAUCUAUUGACUUUUUGUCUUUGCUUAGUUUUGUUUGCAAUACCAUUAAGCUUUAAAAAAAAAAAAUGGUUUAACUGAGCAGGCUAAAGCAGGCUGUGGGAUGUGAUGAUCAGUCCAUGGAAGGAGUUGUUUGUGCCCCACAGAGUGCCCCAAUGUGGGGCUGUGCCUCCCCAGGGGCAGCACUUUCUAUUUCCCCUUGUUGAGCCCCACAAGGCCCAUCACCCCACGUCUCCAGCCCGCUUAGUUCCCCCUGGAUGC